AUGGCUGCGUCCAAGGUGAAGCAGGACAUGCCUCCUUCAGGGGGGUACGGCCCCGUGGAUUAUAAAAGGAACCUGCCUCGUCGGGGCUUUAGCGGUUAUACUAUGUUUGCUCUGGGUAUAGGAGCCAUGAUCUAUGGAUAUUGGAAAGUUGGCACGUGGAAUAGAGAAAGGAGGCGACUAUACAUUGAAGAGCUGGAGACUCGAAUAGCACUGAUGCCUUUAAUGCAGGCAGAAAUUGAUAGAAGGGUGCUACGGACUUUAAGAAGAAAUUUAGAGGAAGAGGCCAUUAUUAUGAAAGAUGUCCCAGGCUGGAAGGUUGGAGAAUCUGCCUUUCAUACAGACCGCUGGGGUGCCCCCUGUUUUAAAUGAGCUGUACAACCUGCGCCCUAAGAAAGAUUUGCAGCGUGAACAUCAAGAUUUCGUGUGGUAUGUUUGA
Messenger RNA from Staurois parvus, 436 nucleotides. Lineage: Eukaryota; Metazoa; Chordata; Amphibia; Anura; Ranidae. The record is from the annotation of a GenBank genome assembly.